AGCACGGCUUUGUCGGCUACUCCAAAGAGCUUAUGUUCAACAACACACUGCCGGACUACAGCCAGGGAGAGUCCUUCUUCACUGUUUUUGGAGUGUUUUUCCCAGCUGCUACAGGUGUGAUGGCUGGGUUCAAUAUGAGCGGAGAUCUCCAGAAGCGUGCUGCCAACAUCCCCCUGGGGUCUCUGGCCGCUAUUGGAACCUCGUGGCUUCUGUACAUGGUCUUCGUUUUUUUGCUGGGAGCCAUUUGUACCCGUCAGUCACUCCGCUAUGACUUCAUGAUAGCAGAGAAGGUAUCCUUGGUGGGUUUCUUGUUUUUGCUGGGACUGUACAUCUCGUCCCUGGCCUCCUGCAUGGGGGGGCUGUAUGGAGCACCCAGGAUCCUGCAGUGCAUCGCCCAGGAGAAUGUGAUCCCCAUGCUCGCCUUCCUUGGAUAUGGGAAAGGACCCAACAAGACUCCAGUGGCUGCAAUUUGCUUAACAAGUCUCAUCACCAUGUCUUUCGUCUUCAUUGGGCAAGUGAAUGUUCUUGCUCCCAUAGUCACCAUCAACUUCAUGUUGACAUAUAUUGCUAUAGACUAUUCCUAUUUCUCAGUCUCCUUAAGCUACAAUGUUCAGCAGAAACCUGAUGAGACCCAGAUGGAAAAUGCUAGGCCUGCUCAUUCUUCCCAGCCUUUAAUUUUCAACAAGCCCUCCAGCCGUGCAGCAGAUGGAGUAAUUCAGAGCAGGUCAAACGGCACCUUGCUGGAAUUCACAAAAGACAUGGACCAACUUUUUAAACCAUUUCAUAGUGAGCCAGGCACUUGCAAAAAAGGAGGAGCCAAGAAUUUAACCCAAAAGGCCAAACAGAAGAAGACAAAGAAGCGAGCCAAGCAGACAUUACAAGACAGCUUUCUCCUGGAUCUCCAUCGUGAUGUUCCCGCGGCUCCGUACGGCUGGGAUGAGACCAUGGAGCCCUGCAGCAAGACCCAGCAGGACCUGGCUGAGCAGGUCCAUCAGCAUGACACGGGUCCACGCUCACCACCCGCUGCGGAUGCUCAGCGGACACCCGGGCUGCUGGAGCUGGGGGAGCAGCUCUGCAGUGAGGCGCCCGCGCUCCCCGGCCAGAGGGGCGAAGAAUCAUCUAUAAAGCAACAAAAUCCAGAGCUGGGAAUUCAGCAAAUACCAGAAUCCUUCUACUCCAAAUUCUGCAAUCACUGGGUUUCCUUUGCUGGUGCGAUCGUGUCCCUCAUCAUAAUGUUUGUCAUUCAGUGGAUCUACACCCUUGUCAGCCUGGGUGCAGCAGUUAUUCUGUAUUUCUACAUCGGCCAGGUGAGCCCAGGACUCCCCCUUGGAGCAGCAGCAAAUUUCAGUUUCUUCGGCUGGAUUAAGUCAGUUUUGAUCACCUCGUGCAGGAGAAGGCCAUCUCCUAAGGAGCAGAUCGUGGUGACACCAUCCUUUGCAACAGUUGGCAUGGAGACCACGCAGCUCACCGAGGAGAACGCAGACUUCGCCUCACGGGACCGCUAUCACCAGUCCUCGCUUGUCAGCAGAGAGGAGCUUGGGAAUCAAUUCCAGUAA
Phaethon lepturus (White-tailed tropicbird) is the source of this 1556-nucleotide messenger RNA. RefSeq names its product solute carrier family 12, member 8 (gene SLC12A8). The annotation marks the transcript as partial. NCBI's taxonomy places the organism in Eukaryota, Metazoa, Chordata, Aves, Phaethontiformes, Phaethontidae. Gene Ontology annotation, molecular function: potassium:chloride symporter activity. The record is from RefSeq and is a predicted model, not a curated record. Gene Ontology annotation, cellular component: membrane. Gene Ontology annotation, biological process: chloride ion homeostasis; cell volume homeostasis; chloride transmembrane transport. The transcript is spliced from 9 exons.